Messenger RNA from Paramecium sonneborni, 880 nucleotides. NCBI's taxonomy places the organism in Eukaryota, Ciliophora, Oligohymenophorea, Peniculida, Parameciidae. The record is from the annotation of a GenBank genome assembly.
AUGGAUUAAACUGUUGUUGAUUAAUUGUCUUUAGAUGCCAUACCUUAUUAUCAAGAAUAAUUGUAUGGAGCACUCUCUUUAGUAAUAGAACUAUAAAAUAGAAUCGAAGCUGAAAAUUAAAUUACAGAUAAUAUUGUCGUUAAAAUAUAAGAUGACAAUAAAAAUGAAAUCUAUUAACAUGUUUUAGAUUUUGAUGAAAAAAACAUUGAUGAUGUAAUCUAAGAAAUGAAUGAAAAAUGUUUAUCAUAAUUAGAAGAAAUAGAUUAAGAAACAUCUAAAUAAGAUGAACAAAUAUUUAAUAUGAAUUAAGUAACUCUUUAUUAUUAUAUUCAAGAAAAUAGAUGAUUUAGAAGAUAUUAUUACUAAAUAUAUUACAUAAACAAAUAAAGAUUAAGUAGUCUUAAAUCAAUUAACUAAUUUUAUUAAAGAUAAAUAAUUAUUACUAUAAGAUAUCAAUUUAGAAAUCAAAGAAUAAGAGUAAAUUAAUAAACAAAAUUAAUAAUUUAUUAAAAGAAGAAUGAAAUUAGAAAGAUAAAAACAAUAAGAACUAGAUGAAAAGACGCUUUUAAAAUAAAAAAAAUAGGAAUAAAAAUUAUUAUUAAAAGAAAAAACUGCAAAAAAUGAAGAACUUUUAUUGUUAACAUUAAUCGAUGAAAAAAAAAGAUUGCAAUAUGAAUUAGAUGAAUUAGUUAAUGGUUAAGAAUAAAAAGUUUAGUAAUUACUGAGUUAAAUGGAAACUACUGUUAUGGAAGAAGAUGAGAAAUCUAUUGUCACAUCUGUUAUUUAAAGAGAGAGUUCAAAUAAAUCAAACUAUGAAAGAAAAGAAAUACAAGAAUAACCAAAAAAUAGAACAUGUUGUGGAGAAUGCAUGAUAUUUUGA